Psylliodes chrysocephalus is the source of this 790-nucleotide messenger RNA. The record is from the annotation of a GenBank genome assembly. Lineage: Eukaryota; Metazoa; Arthropoda; Insecta; Coleoptera; Chrysomelidae.
UUAACUGAUUUGUUUAGUGAGUGUAAGAAAUAAGAAAUAUGCCAGACACAGUGGUGCUCUAUGCCUACAAUUUAGUUGAUAAGGUAGCUCCACCAACGCCGAUAACAGCUUGGCAUUUGAGUGUUUUUGUGUUUGAUCGUGAAUUUUCUUACAAUGGAAGUGAUGGUGUUACUGUCACAAGUAACAAUGCAGAACCACACGACACUGAAAAUAUGGGUCGUACCAAUAAAACUAAGGAGAAGCUUCUCAAAUUUAUUCGUGUUUUGAGAAGAGAAUUUACAGUUUCGAACUAUAAUGCAUUGACCAACAACUGUCAAAGUUUUGCUCAAAGAGUACUGACUUUCUUAGGAAUUGAAAAACAAAUUCCUUUAAAGUAUACCCUGCUUCCUAAAGCAACGAAUGGAACUCUAGGACCUGCAGCUGGAUUUCUUGGUAUGCUGUUUAAGUCUUCAUCCUCUUCCUCUUCUUAAAAUGAUGCUAUUUGUGUAUAUUUAAUAUUUGUAAAAUUAUACUUAUAAGCAGCCAAAAAUAUUACUUUUGACAUUGACCGAGUUUAUAAUGAUAAUUUCAUGCUUAAUUUUGGCACACAAUUAAUUUUUAAAUAUGUAAAAAAAUGCUCCAUCAUGAAUAAUAUGUAAAAGUAAAUAAAAAAUACACGAACGAUAUUAAUCCGUAUACUCUUGAAAAGUAUGUAUUUAUCAUUUCACUAAAUCCAAUCCUAAUUAUUAUUUAUAUUUGUAUUUUAUUUUAUUACUAUUAUCAUUAUUAUGUCACGCAUAUUAUUUUAUAC